AUGGUACCUUUGGGUAGUUUAUUGAUAACUGAUAAGAAAGCACUGCGCACAAAAGUCAUGGGUGAAGCUGUACAUACAUCGCCCACAAUUGGAAGCAACGUUGAAGAAGUAACAUGGCGAAAUAUACAUUUUAUAAUUUGGGAUAUUGGUGGACAGGAAAGUUUGCGUAGUUCUUGGUCGUCUUAUUAUGUUCAUACACAUUUUGUUAUUGUUGUUAUCGACAGCUGUGAUAUUAAUCGACUCGAUGUUAUAAAACAGCAAUUGUUUAUGAUGCUUGCUCAUGAAGACCUUGCGAAAGCAGCGAUAUUAAUCCUGGCAAAUAAGCAAGACAUGAAAGGGGCUCUAUCGGCAGCACAAAUUUCUUCUGAAAUGAAUUUAAGUUCGAUAAAAAGUCAUCGGUGGCAAAUUCAAGCUUGUUGUGCGCUAACUGGUGAAGGUAUUGAUAAAGGUUUUGAAUGGAUUGCAUCAAAUAUUCCCUAA
Dracunculus medinensis (Guinea worm) is the source of this 480-nucleotide messenger RNA. NCBI's taxonomy places the organism in Eukaryota, Metazoa, Nematoda, Chromadorea, Rhabditida, Dracunculidae. The record is from the annotation of a GenBank genome assembly.